UUGUUAUAUAACAGAAAGAAUUGGAGGGUUUCUGAGUGAGUAAAGAAAGAAGAAUGGCUUCAUCGAAGAGUGGAAACGGUGGCGGAGCGAUUUCCUUGGAGAGGAUGAGUGUAGAACAGCUUAAGGCAGUGAAAGAACAAGCAGAUCUCGAAGUUAAUCUUCUCCAAGAUAGUCUCUCCAACAUUCGCACCGCCACUACUCGUCUCGAUAUGGCUUCUUCUGCACUUCACGAUCUCUCUCUUCGCCCUCAGGGUCAGAGAAUGCUUGUUCCUCUCACUGCUUCCCUCUAUGUACCCGCCACUCUUCACGAUUCUCAUAAUGUUUUGGUCGAUGUUGGAACCGGCUAUUUCAUUGAGAAAACAAUGGCCGAAGGAAAAGAUUACUGUGAGCGCAAAAUCAACUUACUGAAGUCAAACUUUGAUCAACUUUUUGAGGUUACAUCCAAAAAGAAAAAUGUGGCAGAUGAAGCUGGGGUUAUUUUGCAGGCAAAAUUGAAGCAAUUAGCAUCUUCAUCCUAAAAGUAGUUGGUGUAGAAUUCGAUUGCUUUUCUUAUAAAGCAUUGUACCAUAGAAAAUCAUAAGCAGUGGUGUUAAGGUCAGUGAUGUUAUAUGUUGUUUAAACCUUUUAUUAAAGUAAUGACGAUUGAAAUUUAGAGGGUAUUGAGGGAAUGGGCUGUGGUCUUUCAGUUACAUAUUCUCUAAUUAGAGCAGACUAUUGAGCAGUCCUUAUUCUUUGCUGGCCUUUCUGGCAUAAUAUUUUGGGCGUGUUCUCAUUUUACCAAAGUUGAUUCGCAUUGUUGUGGUUCUGAACUCUGAAGGGAAGGUA
Messenger RNA from Gastrolobium bilobum, 825 nucleotides. RefSeq names its product prefoldin subunit 5. Bases 54 to 518 code for a protein of 154 amino acids. The transcript has 3 exons. Gene Ontology annotation, cellular component: cytoplasm; prefoldin complex. NCBI's taxonomy places the organism in Eukaryota, Viridiplantae, Streptophyta, Magnoliopsida, Fabales, Fabaceae. The record is from RefSeq and is a predicted model, not a curated record. Gene Ontology annotation, biological process: regulation of DNA-templated transcription; protein folding.